UUAUACCCUAAAUGUAAUAGAGACUUCAAAAGUUCCGGAUAAUACCAAUCUCUUUCCUGUCAAAAAUGAGCCAAUACGAAGUUGACAUUCAAAAUGUCCAAGGUUAAGGUACGUGUAGCUGAUCAAGCUGCUCUGAUUGAUACUGGUGUUUCUGAGUUAAGAACUGCCAUUGCACACAAGCGGCGGCAGUUGGCUGAUAUAGCUGGGAUGCUAAUUCAGCAAUCAACUGUUGAUUGCACCAAGACUCCUUCAUGGAAAGCGAGGGUGUUUUCCGUGGAGUAGGUCAAGUUUGCAGUUCUUGAUGCUUAUAAUGCUUAUCUUGUUGGGAACAAAUUUUUGGACAUGGUUUAAGUUUUCAUCCACGUUAUAAGUGUUCAACCAAGUUAGUACCACAACAAAUUAAAAAACCCAUUGGACAAGUGUGUGUGAAACUAUUCAGAUAAACCCCAUUUUGCCUU
Rubroshorea leprosula is the source of this 458-nucleotide messenger RNA. The record is from the annotation of a GenBank genome assembly. Lineage: Eukaryota; Viridiplantae; Streptophyta; Magnoliopsida; Malvales; Dipterocarpaceae.